AACACCAGCCAGCAUUGGGGCGGCACAGGCGAAGAGAGAGAGAGAGAGAGAGAGAGAGAGAGAGUGAUUGGAGCUUGUAAACUCCCUCAUUGUCGGUAGUGUAAGACUGAGAGAGCCAGCGGUGUGCGCCCUCUGCUCCUGGUCACUUGUAGAUAUAGAACAAUAAAUGUACAACAUUUAUAUACUGUUAUCAGUGCAGUGUUGAAAGACCAUGAAUUGGAAUUAAUGGUGCAAUUAAUGGUGCAAUUUGCUUUAACUUUUCAUCAUAUAUAGGUAUUCAAAGCAUACAAAUAUCAGUGACUGAAAAUGACAUCUUUUAAGGAACUGUACUCAAAAUUCCGAGGACUCUUGCAGCAAUCAUGGCUGACAAACGAUGUAGCAGCACACUUUGGUCCCACGGCAACACUAGACAGCAUGUUCAAGUAUUUGUGGUCAAGACCAGAAGCACAGCAAGAGCUGCUGCCUCCCCCUGGCAACCUUUGCAUCAACAGGAAAGGAGAAUCAGAGGCUGAAAAGUUCCGCAAUGAAGGAAAUCGUCUUUAUAAGGAGAAGAAAUUGGAGCAGGCACUCCUAGCAUAUAAUUACAGCAUACUGGCAGCUCCACACCCAGGUCUUGAUGGGGAGAUUGUAGGAUCACAACAUGAGGGACUCUCACUAGCUUUUGCCAACCGGUCAGCUGUGCUAUAUGAAAUGGCCCAAUACAAGUAUGCAUUGGCAGAUGCUGAGAGAGCUCUUGCCUUUGGUUACCCUUCCUCUAAGAGACAUCGCCUGUAUGAGCGAAGGGCGAAGUGUCUCCAAGCAAUGGGGAAAAUGGAGGAAGCCAAUGCAGUUUUGGAAGAGACUCUCACUGCCCUUGCUACCUUGGCCUUGGAUGAGAAGGAGGUCACAGCUGCCAAGAACAGCAUCAGUAAAUUAAAAUCUAAGUGUUAUGACAAACAGAAUACAAUCCCUGCUACUCUACGGUAUCAGCAUGUGUUUUACACAGGGCAAGCAUAUCCUCCACCAGUGUCUCAGCCUCGGUCUGACCUGCCCUGCCUCAGUGAUGCAAUCAGUAUACAAUACACACCCAUACGAGGCAGACACCUGGUGGCCAACAGAGACAUCCGGCCAGGGGAGGUAUUAGUGCAAGAGGAUGCCCUUGCUGCCACAACCAAGCUGGACACCACGCUACGCUCCCACUGCUCCACCUGCCUGCAUCGCUGCCCUGCUCCACUCCCUUGCCCCACCUGUUCCCUGGUGGUGUUUUGCAGUGAGGAAUGCCAGAGGAUUGGUGUAGCAGGAUACCAUAGAGCAGAGUGUGGAGUGCUGCCUACCUUGGUGUCACUACAACUUGAUCCUGCCGCAGCCCUUGCUUUUCGUGUCUUAUCGUCUACAACUCUCCCUGCCCUGCGUAGCAAAGUGUCAGCCCUACUGCAGGAGGGGAGUGGCACAAGACCUAUGCUGAGUGUACAGAGAGACUACCGAACACUGUACCAUCUUGAGGGACAUGAUACUGCACGCACUGAGAGCCAACUUCAGGAAACAGCAGCUAUUGCCUGUGUUUUGGCGCACAUAUUAUUUGAAAACUGUUCCUCUUUUUUGAUGGAUAAUACUGGAAAAUUUUGUGCAAUAAGUGAGGAGGACAUCAUUCUGGUGGGUGGCCAGCUGAUGCGUCUUAUACUGGGGUUAGAGUGUAACAUUCACCUCACAAAAGAGGCACUAGUAGGCACUGCUGUCAUGAACAAGGGUAGGGGGCAGGAAGUGGGCUGGUCAGUGUACUCUGCUCUCAGCUUUGUGAACCACUCGUGUGUGCCAAAUACCCUUUCCACUUCUCAUGGCAAAAUCAAGUUUCUAUACAGCAUCAACAUCAUCCCACGAGGGGCGGAAAUUACAGACAGUUAUGGUGAACGGUAUGUCAGCCAUACACGCACAGAGCGUCGCACUGCACUUCAGCAGCACUACUACUUCUGUUGUGGUUGUGCUGCAUGUCAAGCUGACUGGCCAUUAUUCAAAGACAUUCCAGAAAAGCCAAGUUUAAGAUGCCCAUCUUGCUUCCAGGCACUGGCCAGAUUUACAUGCAGACUCUGUGACAUAUCAUGCACCUCGCAAGCCACAACACAGACAGGGAUCCGUCUCUAUAAUGCUCCUGAUAUUCUCAAACAACUAAAUAAAGCAUGGCAUGAUUUCCUCAAGGCAACAGUACAAAUUCAAAAGGGGAACAUUUCUCCAGAGUUAGUUGAAAUGGUAGUGACCUUGAUGGAGAUCCUGGACAAGUACACAGUCUACCCUAGCCAGGCUAUUAUCAAUGCCCAGGAAGCACUUAUGGCUUGCUUUGACCUCAUGGGUUCUGUCCACUUCCUUCCCAUAACACCAAAGCAAAAAUAACUGAAAAAACAUGAUUCACAAGUCACUACAUUGGUCAUUUCAACAAUACAAGACCUACACAAUAUGAGUUUGUGCAGCUCAUUGAUGGCAAAGUGGUAUCUUGAGUCUUCCUAAAUAUCCCACUUGAGUGCUAUAAAGCUUGGGGCCACACAUUCUAACAAGAGUGUGCACAAAGCUAUUAUCUAAAUAAGGAAUCCAAGACAAUCACACACACACACACACACACACACACACACACACACACACACUUUGUGCCAAAAUAUACUAAGAAAAUCUUAAAUGGAGAUCAAUGGUUUAACAAAACCUGUGACAAGGCAAAAAGGGAGAAGGAAAAGGCAUGGGAAAAAUACAAGAGAAAUAAUAAGGAAGUGGAGAGAGAAGCAUAUAGGAAUGCAAGAAAUAAAUAUGUUCAAGUGAGAAGAAGAGCACAACAAGAAUUUGAACAGAAAAUAGUGGAGAAUUGUGAAAGUUAUCCCAAAAUGUUUUAUAAAUUCAUUAAUGGUAAAUUACAGAAAAAAGAAACAGUUGAUAAAUUAAAGGCUGGAGAUUAUAUAUAUGAAGAUACAAGUGUCAUUGUUGAAAAAUUGAAUGAGAAUUUCUGCAAAGUAUUCACAGAAGAAACACAAUUUAAUCGACGGAUGUUACCUGUGACAAGAUGGAUGCAAGAAAUUAUAGUAACAAAGAGUGACAUUGCAAAAGUUUUGAGUCAAUUAGAUGUUAACAAGGCAAUGGGACCAGAUGGUGUGUCUGGAAGAAUGUUAAAAGAAUGUCAAGAGCAGUUGCUA
Messenger RNA from Portunus trituberculatus (swimming crab), 3149 nucleotides. Its product is annotated as SET and MYND domain-containing protein 4-like. The coding region runs from base 307 to 2364 and encodes 685 amino acids. The record is from RefSeq and is a predicted model, not a curated record. Lineage: Eukaryota; Metazoa; Arthropoda; Malacostraca; Decapoda; Portunidae. Gene Ontology annotation, molecular function: protein binding. The transcript is spliced from 4 exons.